AUGUCGCGCUCCAUGCGUAGCCAUGGCCAGGAUGUGGACAACACCAAGACUCGCAGCUCCUCAUCCUCAAUAAGCUCGUUUGCAGCUUGCGAAGCGCGAUGGUCAAAGUUAGCAGAGCCAGCAGAUCGCCUCAUACGACUGCCCAGCAAGCUCACAUCGACCUACGUCGACCGCUAUGGGCGGACUACGUUUGACGAUACCUAUGCGCUGGGUUGGACAUCCACGCGGCCACCGCCCAUCGGCGCCAACCAUCCCAAAAUUAUCAGGGCAAGGAACAACGGAAACUGGUCGGAGAAACUCGAGGCAUACUACAGCGAGCUACCACCCAACUAUAACAUCCCCUUGGCUGGUCAGGCUUGCAAGAAGCCCGACGAAGACUGGAGUUCACGCAGCCCGACACGGGUCGCGACGCCCCAUGGAACAGAUUUCGGACCGUUCACCGUCCUCCUUGAUGCUCUCGCUAAGAUCCGAAAGCCCCGGGAGCCGACUGCAGGGCAGAAGAUGUGGGAAUGCCAGUUUGCGCCAAAGGAGAUGAGAAAGGAGAAAGAGGACAACUUCCACAACCGACCAUCCAUCAAACUUCCCCUACCAGAUCACGUCAAGGCGUUGCUCGUCGACGACUGGGAGAAUGUCACCAAGAACCAGCAGCUGGUGCCAAUCCCCCAUGUCCACCCCGUCGACGAGAUCCUGAAGGACUACCUCGAGCAUGAGCGUCCUCACCGGCUACCAGAGACGCCACAGAUGGAUAUCCUGGAGGAGACCGUUGCUGGGUUGCGCGAGUACUUUGAUCGGUGCCUGGGAAGGAUCCUUCUUUACCGCUUCGAACGCGCACAAUAUCACGAGCAGCACAACAUCUGGACUGCCGGUACGGACGAGAAGCACAAGUCGGCCUCGGACACUUAUGGCGCCGAGCAUCUUGCUCGUUUGCUAGUAUCCCUCCCCGAACUGGUCGCCCAAACCAACAUGGACCAACAAUCCGUCAACCGGCUCCGCGAGGAGCUCAUCAAGUUCACCAGCUGGUUCAGCCGCCACACCACCAAGUACUUCGUCAGCGAGUACGAGACGCCCAGCCAGGACCAUAUCCCGGGCGAGGUGUGGGAGGAGAUGAAGGCAAAGGCGAACGCGAAAGCGGAGGGGGUGGCGGAGGCGGUUCGCGAGGCUGAGGAGGCCAAGAAGAAUAAAGGGAAGAAGGCGAUGGAUAAAAAGAAGAAGGAAAGCGCGAAGGAGAGGAGUCGGUGA
Messenger RNA from Sordaria macrospora k-hell, 1239 nucleotides. NCBI's taxonomy places the organism in Eukaryota, Fungi, Ascomycota, Sordariomycetes, Sordariales, Sordariaceae. The record is from RefSeq and is a predicted model, not a curated record.